AUGGUGUUCCAAACGUUUCUCCUCCUUCCCACAGUUCUCGGCCUUGUGCACAUUUGCAGAGCUCUCAUGGAGCUUGCAUGGUGGGUUUGGGCCUCAUUUCUAAGGCCAAUGAGAAAUCUGAAGGAGUAUGGGCCGUGGGCCAUUGUGACGGGUCCUACUGAUGAAAUAGGGAAGGCAAUCGCCUUUCGCUUGGCUCGCUACCAUGGCGUCAACUUGGUUCUUGUGGGUCGCAACCCGUCUAAGCUACGCUCGGUUUCCAGUGAGAUACUCAAGAUGAACAGAUCCAUAGAAGUAAGGAGCAUCGAGGUCGAUCUAGCAGGCGACAUCAACGAGGGAAUGGAGAAGAUCAGGGAAGGGAUCAGGGGCCCAGGACCAUUUGGCAUAAAGUAUACGUUGGAAAGUUCUCAAGGAGUCUGCAUGUGGAAUACAAACAACAUGGGAUUGACGUUCAAUGUCAGGCUGGAGGAGUUGCUUGUUGCAAUCCAUGACAUUGAACAUCCAUGGUCCAGGCAGGUUCAUUUGCUUCGUCUUGAGUACAGAUAUUCAUGA
Nymphaea colorata (pocket water lily) is the source of this 549-nucleotide messenger RNA. Its product is annotated as very-long-chain 3-oxoacyl-CoA reductase 1-like. NCBI's taxonomy places the organism in Eukaryota, Viridiplantae, Streptophyta, Magnoliopsida, Nymphaeales, Nymphaeaceae. Gene Ontology annotation, molecular function: ketoreductase activity. Gene Ontology annotation, cellular component: endoplasmic reticulum. The transcript is spliced from 3 exons. The record is from RefSeq and is a predicted model, not a curated record. The coding region runs from base 1 to 549 and encodes 182 amino acids.